Molecule: messenger RNA, 6087 nt
Organism: Nannospalax galili (Upper Galilee mountains blind mole rat)
Lineage: Eukaryota; Metazoa; Chordata; Mammalia; Rodentia; Spalacidae
Gene: Obsl1
Product: obscurin like 1
Exons: 20
Coding region: 286-5985 (1899 amino acids)
Molecular function (GO): protein binding
Source: RefSeq, a predicted model, not a curated record
AGGCUUCUGAGAGCAGGAAGCCAGGCCGCGGGCAGACGAGGCUGCGGGGCCCCUUGCUGGAAAGGCAAGCAGGAAGGACUGCCCCCUGGGCUCUGGGCUCUUAGCUCCCGGCCCGCACUCCGCCCCGCCGCAGAGCUGCAGCUCCGGCCGGGAGUAAGGAGGCGAGCCAGGCACAGCGGCCAGAGCUGCUCCGCGGGUCCCACGCCUGCUCGGGCCUCCUGCCGCGCCCUCGGCCUCGGCGCCUGCCCUUCCCCGCACCCAGCCGGGCCCUCUGCAGCAGCCGCGAUGAAGGCGGGCUCGGGGGAUCAGGGGAGCCCCCCGUGCUUCCUGCGCUUCCCGCGGCCCGUGCGGGUGGUAAGUGGCGCAGAGGCCGAGCUCAAGUGCGUGGUCCUGGGGGAGCCACCGCCCACUGUCGCGUGGGAGAAAGGCGGGCAGCAGCUUGUGGCCUCGGAGCGCCUGAGCUUCCCGGAGGACGGCGCCGAGCACAGCCUGCUGCUGAGCUGCGCGCUGCCCACCGACGCCGGAGUCUACGUGUGCCGCGCCCGCAACGCGGCCGGCGAGGCCUACGCAGCGGCCGCCAUCACCGUCCUGGAACCCCCGGCCCCGGAGCCCGAGCCCGAGCCCCAGCCCGCUGCGCACCCGCUGCGGCCGCCGGGGAGCGGGGAGGGUGCCCCGGUGUUCCUGACCGGGCCCCAGUCCCAGUGGGUGCUGCGGGGGGUGGAGGUGGUGCUGACGUGCCAGGUGGGAGGCCUCCCCCAGCCCACGCUGUACUGGGAGAAGGAUGGGAUGGCGCUGGACGAGGUGUGGGACAGCAGCCACUUUGCGCUCGAGCCCGGCCGCGCCGCGAGUGUUCCGGGGGGUACGAGCUUGGCGCUGCGCAUCCUAGCGGCGCGGCUGCCGGACUCGGGCGUCUACGUGUGCCACGCCCGCAACGCGCAUGGCCACGCGCAGGCCGGCGCGCUGCUCCAGGUGCAGCAGCCCCCCGAGAGCCCGCCCGAGGACCCCGACGAGCCCACCACACCGGUGGUCGAGCCGCUUAAGUGCGCACCCAAGACGUUCUGGGUGAACGAGGGCAAGCACGCCAAGUUCCGCUGCUACGUGAUGGGCAAGCCCGAGCCCGAGAUCGAAUGGCACUGGGAGGGCCGCCCUCUUGCACCGGAUCGCCGCCGCCUCAUGUACCGCGACCGCGACGGUGGCUUUGUGCUGAAGGUGCUCUACUGCCAGGCCAAAGACCGCGGGCUCUAUGUGUGCGCUGCGCGCAACUCUGCGGGCCAGACGCUCAGCGCCGUUCAGCUGCACGUGAAAGAGCCCCGCCUCCGCUUCACAAGACCCCUGCAAGAUGUGGAGGGCCGGGAGCAUGGCAUUGCAGUACUGGAGUGCAAAGUGCCCAACUCUCGAAUCCCCACUGCCUGGUUCCGAGAGGACCAACGGCUGCUGCCCUGCCGAAAGUACGAGCAGAUUGAGGAAGGCACCGUGAGGCGCCUCAUCAUCCACAGGCUGAAGGCAGAUGAUGAUGGUGUCUAUCUGUGUGAAAUGCGGGGUCGAGUUCGCACUGUGGCCAAUGUGACGGUCAAAGGGCCCAUUCUGAAGCGCCUGCCUCGGAAGCUUGAUGUCCUGGAGGGAGAGAAUGCAGCGCUGUUGGUGGAGACUCGAGAAACUGGGGUUAAGGGGUGCUGGAGCCGUGAUGGGGAGGAGCUACCAGCCACCUGCCAGAGCAGCUGUGGCCACAUGCAUGCCCUGGUCCUUCCAGGGGUGACCCGAGAAGAUGCUGGCGAAGUCACCUUCAGCCUGGGCAACUCUCGUACCACUACUCUGCUCAGAGUCAAAUGUGUCAAGCACAGUCCUCCCGGCCCUCCUGUAUUGGUUGAGAUGUUCAAGGGCCAAAAGAAUACGGUCCUGCUGACCUGGAAACCUCCUGAGCCACCUCCUGAGACCUCCUUCAUCUACCGCCUAGAGCGGCAGGAAGUGGGCUCUGAAGACUGGAUCCAGUGCUUCAGCAUCGAGAAAGCUGGAGCUGUAGAGGUGCCUGGGGACUGUGUGCCUGCUGAGGGUGACUACCGCUUCCGCAUCUGCACAGUCAGUGAACAUGGUCGCAGUCCCCAUGUGGUGUUCCAUGGUUCUGCUCACCUUGUACCCACAGCUCGCCUGGUGUCAGGUCUGGAGGAUGUGCAGGUGUAUGAUGGGGAAGAUGCCGUCUUCUCCCUCGAUCUAUCCACCAUUAUCCAGGGCACCUGGUUCCUUAAUGGAGAAGAGCUUAAGAGUAAUGAGCCAGAGGGCCGGGUGGAGCCUGGAGCCCUGCAGUACCGUAUGGAGCAGAAGGGCCUGCAGCACAGACUCAUCCUGCAAGCUGUCAAGCACCAGGACAGUGGGGCCUUGGUGGGCUUCAGCUGCCCUGGUGUGCAAGACUCAGCUGCCCUCACCAUCCAAGAGAGCCCAGUGCACAUCCUGAGCCCCCAGGACAAGGUGUCACUGAACUUCACGACCUCUGAUCGGGUGGUGCUAACCUGUGAGCUCUCACGAGUCGACUUCCCAGCGACUUGGUACAAGGAUGGGCAGAAAGUGGAGGAGAGUGAGUCACUGGUGGUAAAGAUGGAUGGGCGCAAACACCGGCUAAUCUUGCCUGAGGCUGAAGUUCAAGACAGCGGAGAGUUUGAAUGCAGAACAGAAGGGGUCUCAGCCUUCUUCAGCGUCACUGUUCAAGAUCCCCCAGUGCAUAUCGUGGACCCCCAGGAGCAUGUGUUUGUACAUGCCAUCACCUCCGAGUGUGUCAUGCUCACCUGUGAGGUGGACCGAGAAGAUGCCCCUGUGCAAUGGUACAAGGAUGGGCAGGAGGUAGAAGAGAGCGACUUCAUGGUACUGGAGAACGAAGGAGCUCAUCAUCGCCUGGUGCUGCCUGCUGCCCAGCCCCCCGAUGGGGGCGAGUUUCAGUGUGUCGCAGGAGAUGAACGUGCCCACUUCACUGUCACCAUCACAGAUGUCUCUUCAUGGAUCGUGUACCCCAGUGGCAAAGUAUACGUGGCGGCUGUACGCCUAGAGCGUGUUGUGCUGACCUGUGAGCUGUGCCGUCCCUGGGCAGAAGUGCGCUGGACCAAAGAUGGGGAAGAGGUAGUAGAAAGCCCAGCAUUGCUCCUGCAGAAAGAAGACACCAUCCGCCGCCUGGUGCUGCCCUCCAUCCAGCUUGAAGACUCCGGCGAGUACUUGUGUGAAAUCGAUGAUGAAUCAGCUUCUUUCACUGUCACUGUCACAGAGCCGCCAGUGAGGAUCAUAUACCCCCGGGAUGAGGUGACCUUGAUCGCUGUGAGUUUGGAGUGUGUGGUACUGAUGUGUGAGCUGUCUCGAGAGGAUGCCCCGGUGCGCUGGUACAAGGAUGGACUGGAGGUAGAGGAAAGUGAGGCCUUGGUGCUGGAGAGUAAUGGGUCCUGUCGCCGCCUGGUAUUACCUGCUGCCCAGCCUGAGGAUGGGGGCGAGUUUGUGUGUGAUGCUGGAGAUGACUCAGCCUUCUUCACUGUCACUGUCACAGCUCCACCAGAGAGGAUUGUACAUCCAGUAGCCCGAGCCUUGGAUCUGCAGUUUGGGGCUCUAGGGCCUGUGGAGCUGCAAUGCGAGGUGUCCCCAGCUGGGUCCCAGGUGCGCUGGUAUAAGGAUGGGCUAGAGGUAGAGGCUUCAGAUACACUGCAGCUGGGUGCAGAGGGGCCUGCUCGUACUCUCAUCCUGCCCCACGCCCAGCCUGAGGAUGCUGGGGAGUAUGUGUGUGAGACCCGAGAUGAAGCUGUCACCUUCAACGUCAGCCUGGCUGAGCUGCCAGUGCAGUUCCUCGUCCCAGAGGCAGCCCCAAGCCCAAUCUGUGUGGCCCCUGGAGAACUGGUGGUACUGAGCUGUGAGCUGUCUCGGGCAAGUGCACCUGUGUUCUGGAGCCACAAUGGGAGUCCUGUGCAGCAGGAUGAGGGGUUAGAGCUGCAAGCUGAGGGUCCCCGCCGAAUUCUCUGCAUCCGGGCUGCAGACCCAGCACAUGCAGGUGUCUACACCUGCCACUCAGGGGCAGUCUCUGGGGCCCCAAGCCUCAGCUUCAGCGUCCAGGUGGCUGAGGCCCUGGUGCGGGUAGUGGCCCCCGAGGCAGCCCAGACGAGGGUUCGAAGCACCCCAGGUGGGGACCUAGAGCUGGUGGUGCACCUCUCCGGACCGGGGGGCCCUGUGCGCUGGUACAAGGAUGGGGAGCGCCUGGCGAGCCAGGGGCGGGUGCAGCUGGAGCAAGCCGGGGCCAGGCAGGUGCUGCGGGUGCGCGGGGCACGGAGCAGGGACGCUGGGGAAUACCUAUGCGAUGCACCCCAGGACAGUCGUAUCUUCAUCGUCAGUGUGGAAGAGCCCCCACUAGUGAAGCUAGUCUCUGAGCUGACACCCCUGACUGUCCAUGAGGGUGAUGAUGCCACAUUCCGGUGUGAGGUUUCGCCACCAGAUGCUGAAGUCACCUGGCUGCACAGUGGAGCUGUUGUCACUCCAGGGCCCCAGAUAGAAAUGGUCCAGAAUGGCUCAAGCCGCACUUUGAUCAUCAGAAGCUGCCAGCUCAAGGAUACAGGGAUUGUGACUGCACGGGCAGGAGCCACAGCCACAAAUGCCAGGCUCCACGUUCGAGAGACAGAGCUGCUGUUCCUGCGGCGGUUGCAGGAUGUGCGGGUUGAGGAAGGCCAAGAUGUGUACCUUGAGGUGGAGACAGGGAGAGUGGGUGCAGCCGGUGCCAUUCGCUGGAUGCGAGGUGGGGAGCCUCUUCCCCUGGACUCUCGCCUGACCACAGUCCAGGAUGGCCACGUCCACCGCCUCUCCAUCCAUGGUGUCCUACUGGCUGACCAGGGCACUUACGGCUGUGAGAGCCACCAUGAUCGCACCCUGGCCAGGCUCAGCGUGAGGCCACGGCAGCUGAGGGCACUGCGUCCUCUGGAGGAUGUGACCGUCAGUGAAGGGGGCAGCGCCACCUUCCAGCUGGAGCUGUCCCAGGAGGGUGUGACUGGAGAGUGGGCCCAGGGUGGAGUCCAGCUGCAUCCAGGGCCCAAGUGCCACAUUCACUCAGAGGGCCGUACCCACUGCCUGGUGCUCAGCAGCCUGGAUCUGGCUGACUCGGGUUGCGUCUCCUUCACUGCGGAUACCCUGCGCUGUGCUGCCAGGCUCUCUGUGAGAGAGGUCCCAGUGACGAUUGUGCAAGGGCCCCAGGACCAAGAGGUGACUGAAGGUGACACAGCCACUUUCGAGUGCGAGCUUUCCCAGGCUUUGGCUGACAUUACAUGGGAGAAGGACGGGUGCGCGCUCGCUCCCAGCCCGCGGCUCCGGCUCCAGGCUCUCGGCACGCGCCGCUUUCUCCAGCUGCGGCGCUGCAGCUCCUCGGACACCGGGACCUACAGCUGCGCUGUGGGAACGACCCGCGCCGGGCCUGUGCGCCUGACCGUGCGCGAACGCAUGGUGUCUGUGCUCCGCGAGCUCCGGACAGUGAGCGCGCGCGAAGGUGAUGGCGCCACAUUCGAGUGCACCGUGUCGGAAACGGAGACCACGGGGCGCUGGGAGCUCGGAGGCCGCCCGCUGAGACCCGGAGGCCGCGUCCGCAUCCGACAGGAAGGAAAGAAACACAUUCUGGUGUUGAGCGAGCUACGUGCAGAGGACGCCGGUGAAGUCCGCUUCCAGGCGGGACCCGCCCAGUCUUCGGCUAUGUUGGAGGUAGAGGCGUUGCCUCUCCAGAUAUGCCGCCGGCCCCCUCGCGAGAAGACGGUUCUGGCCGGCCGCAGGGCGGUGUUGGAGGUGACUGUGUCCCACCCUGGGGACCACGUGUCUUGGAUGCGGGAGGGGAUCGAAUUGUGCCCUGGAGACAAGUAUGAGAUGCGCAGCCACGGCGCCACCCACAGCCUAGUCAUCCAUGACGUGCGACCUGAGGACCAGGGCACCUACAGCUGCCAGGCCGGCCAAGACAGUGCUGACACAAGGCUGCUGGUAGAGGGUGAGUAAAUCUCACUGGGCAGAAGUCACAGGACCGGAGGCUGAUCAGGCAGGAGGGGCCACCUGGAAGCUGCAGGGCUAAAACACCUGUGGGAGGUUUUCCAGGGCUCA